AUGUUCAAAUUUCAACUAUUGAUGGGUAUUUUCUGCUUGAAAGGAUUGUACGGUGCGCAAACGAUUAACUUAACUGAACUCGAUUCGACAUGGGUUGUGAGUGGAUAUCAGACGAAAUUGCUUUCGAAGGAUGCAUUCAAGCAAAUCCAGCUCCAAGCAAAUCCAGCUCCAAGCAAAUCCAAUACCGAUUUUGUGAUUACUGAUUCGUCGAAUACAACGAUUGAUUCAAAAACAUUGAAUUCGACAAAGAUGCAAGCUUUCCUUGGAACAAUCACGAUCGUCGACAAGUCGCCCGUUAGCUCGUACAGUCUCAGUUUUCGACUUGUCAACUGGACAGAUUCAACUUCUUCGCUUCUUUUUUAUGGGAGUCGCAUUUUCACGAUUGUCCCAAACGAUGGCUACUUGCACACAUAUUCGAAUCCGAGCUCUGGUAAUUAUGGUGCAUUUGCGAUCUUCACGGCAAUGCCAUCACUUUAUGCUUCGCCGACAAUUUCCCUUAGGCCAACAAAUCAGGUGAAGGCCGGCUGUGAGCAUUUAGUGUAUCAAGGUGGUUAUCCUGCAGCAGCUGGUGCAAAUCGCUAUCUCAUUCACACUUUCAACUCAGCGAACACUGGCCCCGCUUCCUCUUUGUCGUUCAUUCCAUCAUAUUCAGCUACCAUUUCUGUUCCUCCAAAUUGUCCAAUUUCAAUAGAUGCAGCCGAUUACAGUAAAGAUUAUUCUGGUAAGCAUGGAGUGCUGAUGAAUGUUGUGCCGAGAAAUGGUUUUGUGAUGAGUCGAGAUUAUCCGAAUAGUAUGAUCGGGAGUGGAAAUGGUGGAAUGAAUGUGAAUUUGCAGUAUGCACUCAAUUCUAGUGUUUUUGCUAAUCAAAGUGUUUACUUCAACAUUUUGGUUGAUCAAUUUUUUGAUGGCCAAGCUGGGACGCCACAAUUAAAGCUUUCAUUUGAUAAUCAAGUCGGAUAUAUAUUAAACAAAACGACCACUGGAUUCUCUCAGAAUCGAAAUGCUUCCUCAUUUCGGGUCGAAUUCACCACGUCGAAUACAACUGGAGCAAAUUUCUUGCUUCAUUUCAGCACCUCAACAACUUCAACAACUGAUUCUCCGACAAGGACAACGACAAGGACAACAAAGAUUAUGGUUACGGUGGAUACGGUGGAUCCGGUGGAUACGGUGGAUACGGUGGCUACAGCUAUCCAAACUACAAUAGCUAUGGGGGCUACGGUGGUGGAUGGCCGUCUUAUGGAGGAUACGGCAAUCCACGUAAUCACGAGUGAAAACGUUGAUUUUCUGAUCGAUUUCUCAAAGCGAGACUGCUCGCAAGCACCGGUGAUUCCUGACGAAACAAAAAAAACUUCAAUCUUGCUUUGUGCUGAUGCUCUUCCAUUUAGCGUGAACGGAAACGUUUUGAGCAAAGAUGGAUGUAAAGAGUUGAGGCCCUAUUUGAGUGGAUUGGGCAAAGCAUUGUAUAGCUGUUCGUGGACGGUCAACAAUCAGAAAAGUCUUGUGGAUAACAAAGACAGCUAUGACAAUAUUGUGGUUGAUAAAGAUCGAAUUGCAAUCAUUGUUGCGAAUCCGAUUGUUUACGAAUUUUACUCUACAGGUCCACUUGUUGGAGUGAAAAUUGGGAAUCAAGGUGAUAAUCAAUGUGAAAAUUACGAAGUUGAUUUAUCUUGUCUUGCUAACAAUGAAUACCUUUUCUCGUAUGGCUCAGAUCCUGGACUUUCUUCAUCGAAAAUCAAUAACAAAUGGCCUUUCAAAUUGUUAUAUGAAGAUGUGCUGUCUUUUCGUACUUCAGUGGGCACAAUUUGGACCGAAACGAGUUGCUCAUUCUGUCUACUGUUUAACACAGCGGCUAACAGCAACUAUAGUAAGAAC
Molecule: messenger RNA, 1872 nt
Organism: Mesorhabditis belari
Lineage: Eukaryota; Metazoa; Nematoda; Chromadorea; Rhabditida; Rhabditidae
Source: the annotation of a GenBank genome assembly